This is a messenger RNA of Darwinula stevensoni, 1095 nucleotides long. Lineage: Eukaryota; Metazoa; Arthropoda; Ostracoda; Podocopida; Darwinulidae. The record is from the annotation of a GenBank genome assembly.
AUGAGAUGCGAGAAAGAGGUAGAAAUGAAAACCAUAAAAGUUGAAACCCAUACGCCCACUGUACACUCGGUGUGGAAACCAGCCCUAGAGGGGGUGGCUGAGAAAACAGAUCUGAGUUUUGAUGUCGAUGUGUCGCAGUUGGAUUAUGAAGAUGAAGGUUUACGUGACCCGCUUGAUGAGGACGAACACGAGGACGUGGAUGAGUUCAAGGAUGAGGGUGAACUCAAAACAAGUCGAUCAGCUACUGAAGAGACGGUACGUUAUUACCUCAAUCGCAUAGCCAGCAAAAAAAUCUUAAGUGCAAAAGAAGAACAGGAUUUGGCGUUUGCGUCACAAAAAGGUGACGAAAAAGCAAGGCAAACUUUGAUUGAGAGUAAUUUGAAACUGGUCAUUAGUAUAGCAAAACGCUAUAUCAAUCGGGGAGUGCCUUUUGAGGAUUUGAUCGAAGAGGGAAAUUUAGGAAUGUUGUAUGCGAUUGAUAAAUUUGAGCCUCAGCGUAAACUACGUUUUUCUACUUAUGCCACUUGGUGGAUCAGGCAAAGUGUAGCAAGAGCGGUGAUGAAUCAAUCACGCACCGUGCGUGUUCCAAUUCAUGUUUUGCGAGAUUUAUACCAUGUUCUUGAUGCCAAGUAUUUAUUGGAAAAAGAGAAAAAUGAUGGGCAGGCGGCGAGCCACGAGACCAUUGCAAAAUUUCUCAGCCGACCAGUGGAAGAAAUACAUGCCAUCUUGCAAAUGGGCGAACAAACGGUCUCAAUAGACAAAAAACUUGAUGAAGACAGUGGAUUAGAAAGUUUUGUUGAGAACAUGAUGGAUGAGAGCGAGAGCCCUGAAGCCACUUUAGAAAGUAAAGAAGAGACGAGUCAAAUCAGUUUGAUAUUAAAAAAGCUCUACGAACAAUCACCCAAACAUUACGAAAUUAUCGUGGCUCGAUUUGGAGUGAAUGGGGCUGAACUUAAAACAUAUGAUCAGUUGGCCAAGGAGUAUGGUGUGACAAAAGAACGCAUUCGCCAAAUGACGCUAAGUGCUAUCAAUAAGCUAAAAGACAUCGCUAUAACCAAUCACAUCGAUUUGAAAGAUUUUCUUAACACUAAAUAA